Molecule: messenger RNA, 1569 nt
Organism: Prunus armeniaca (apricot)
Lineage: Eukaryota; Viridiplantae; Streptophyta; Magnoliopsida; Rosales; Rosaceae
Source: the annotation of a GenBank genome assembly
AUGGCUGCGACUCUCAGUUCCAAUUCAUUUCUUCUAACCUCCACAUCCAAUUCAAGAGCAACCACCACCCUCAAGAACCCAAGGCUCUGUGUCUUGGCCAAGAGGGCUGGCCCCUUAUCCGCAUUUCGGUUUGGCAAGUCCGGGGGCGAUGGUUCGUCGUCGGACGAAGGCCAAGCUGAUGAUUCCACCAAUUCCAGCUCUUUCCGGUUUGAUUUCGGCAAAAUUCCGGAUGUGAAAUCUUUGAUCCCUGUUGUGAGUCGGCCUUCUUUAGGCCUGUCAUUUGGGAACCCCAGAACCAAGGACCCUAGAACUGUGUUUGUUGCUGGCGCAACGGGUCAGGCUGGGGUUCGCAUUGCACAGACUCUUUUGCGUGAAGGUUUCAGUGUGAGGGCUGGCGUGCCUGAACUUGGUGCUGCCCAAGAAUUGGCUCGUGUUGCUUCUAAAUACAAGAUCAUAUCAAACGAAGAAUCAAAACGCAUCAAUGCGGUUGAAUCCGUCUUCCAAGAUGCCGAGGCCAUUGCCAAAGCCAUCGGAAACGCCAGCAAAGUUGUCGUCACAAUCGGCCCCAACGAGAACGGUCCAACGACCGAAGUCACCCCAUUAGACGCCUUACAAGUAAUACAAGCUGCCCAGCUGGCCGGCGUUGGGCACGUGGCAAUAAUCUACGACAGGAACACAUCGGGUGUAGCAACUUACAAUGUACUAGAUGGCCUCUCUUCAUUCUUUAACAACCUCAUCUCGGGAUCUCAGCCGUUGACUGUAGCUGAAUUUUUGCAAAAAGUCAUCGAAACGGGUGUCAGCUACACGUUUAUAAAAACAAGUUUGACUGAAGAUUUUUCGCCUGAGAGCUCAUACAACGUUGUCGUUUCAGCUGAAGGAAGCGGAGGUGCAAACGACUACAAAGUAGCCAAGGCUCAGAUUGCAAACCUGGUGGCCGAUGUUUUCUUAAACACUUCUGUGGCGGAAAAUAAGGUUGUGGAAGUAUAUACUGAUCCAUCAGCACCCUCCAAGCCUGUGGAUCAGCUUUUCAGUACCAUCCCUGAGGAUGGAAGAAGGAAAGCUUAUGCAGAAUCAAUUGCAAAGGCAAAAGCAGAGGAAGAGGCAAUAAUAGCUGCUGAGAGAGCUCGCGAAGCAGCUGAAGUGACGAAGAAACUUGAAGAAGAGGUAAAAAAGCUGACUGAGCAAGAAGCUCGAGCAACUACUUUAGCUGAAGAUGCUCAAGUGAAGGCUGAGGCUGCAGGGGGCACAAUAGACAGCCUCUUCAACAAGGCAAAAGAUAUUGGCUCAGGGCUGUCCUGGGACAAGUUUAGCUCACAACUUGCAGACACAGUUCAAAAGUCUACAGAGAUACCAAAAGUGCAGAUUGCCACUGUCCGAGGACAGGCAAAGGCUCGGACUUUACCUCGGCAGAAAGCGGUUGCCAAGCAAGUUACAACUCCAAAACUGGCUUCUUUGAAACCGAAAGAACAGCCAAAGCCUAAGGCCAAGCAAACGGAUGAGAACAAGGAAGUGAGGAAGGUGUUUGGUGGCUUGUUUACGCAAGAAACUGUGUAUGUCGACGAUGACUGA